Homalodisca vitripennis (glassy-winged sharpshooter) is the source of this 1767-nucleotide messenger RNA. RefSeq names its product leucine-rich repeat-containing protein 59. The record is from RefSeq and is a predicted model, not a curated record. NCBI's taxonomy places the organism in Eukaryota, Metazoa, Arthropoda, Insecta, Hemiptera, Cicadellidae. The transcript is spliced from 5 exons. Bases 255 to 1418 code for a protein of 387 amino acids. Gene Ontology annotation, molecular function: protein binding.
UGUAACGGUAACUUUUUUGUCGUUUUAUUUUGGCUAGGGUUUUGUGACGUUUAUGUAGAACACUGCACUACUCAGUACCCACUGACACAACACAAGUACUGACAUAGUGGUACGGUUAUGGUUGUUAGGUUAAUGAGUUCAUUUGUCUUGUCGUCCGUUAUUUUAUAGGUUAAACUCUGUGCCUACGUGGCCUAAACCUACUCUACUGUGUUUUUCUAGAUUGGUGAAUCGUACUAUUGCUAUUAGUUUUAAUUAUGGCCCCUAAAAAGAACUUGAUGGAACAUUACGAAGAUGGAACAUUAGAUCUUAGCUUAUCCAGUAUUCAAGAUAUCCCGGUACGGGACAUAGCUGCAAUACCAAAGGCUAUAAAUUUGGAUCUCUCCUGUAAUACUAUUGUGACUAUUCCUAAAUCAUUUGCCAGUUCUCUGACUCGUCUUGUGAAAUUGGACCUCAGCAAGAACCAGAUCACAGCGUUACCAGACAACUUUGGUUUGUUGGUUAACCUGAAACACCUGGACCUUGACAAUAACCGACUGGAAUCGCUGCCACUGAGUUUUGGCAAUCUGCGCUCACUGAGAUGGCUGGACCUGAAAUGUAAUCCCCUGAUGCCAAGGUUGGCACAGAUCGCUGGCCUUUGCCUGGACGCCAAGCAGUGUCAGGCAGCAGCUCGCAACGUAGUAGCAGCCCUACGCACCACACAGGAGCAGGUGGAGGCUGAGAUAAGCCGACUUAAAGAGGAGCAGUUAAAAAAAGAACAACUCAUUGAAGAAAAUUCUAAACGUGAGUCCAAAGAAAACCAGCCAUCAAAAAAGAAGAAGAAGAAAAAUAAUGCAGCGAACAAAAUAAGUAACUCAGAAUUAUCAAAUGGCUUGACACAUGUAGCUGAUGAGGUCAAGAAUGGAAACUCAGUGCAAGAAGGUACAAGCUGUAAAGUACCGCCAGUGCCUAAUAAAAAAAAUGCUCAAAAACAAGGUAUACUCAGAAAAGUGGGAAGACUGAUUGGCACGUUGACAAAGUUUCUGGUGAUGAGCUCACUUAUUGUUGUCCUCUGUGGGUUCCUGCUAUCUCUACUUGACGAGGAUCUCUACAUGGUGCUAAGGAAGAAGGUUACUGAUUGGAUACAGAAGAAUGUACCUAGACACUAUCUCAGGCAUUGGGACCACGGGAUAUUGGUGACAAAGCGGGCUAUGGAGAACUGGUCCGGACAACUGAUUGCUAUCUGUGUCUAUGGCUUUGGCCGGCUGCAGGAAUACUACGGAAUAAUCAGCAGUGACGAGACUGUUCAGCAGUACUUGGAGAGCAUUAAGAGCGGCUGGCACAUAACAUGGAUCUGGCUGAGCGAGACUUACGCAUCACUGCCCGUCUAUUUCAAUUCCGUCAAACAGUACAUAAUUGAACUCUCGGGAAACAAGUCAUAGACAGAGUUCGCACGAACGUUUAGGAUUAUUUUGCUAUACAGAAUUAUAAUACUAUUUUUAUAUUUAUACACGAUUUUGAUCACCUAUUUUGGGGAUUAGAGUCUGAAGAGUGACCAUUCACUCUGUACUGGGUCCAAAUGCGAUUGAUGUUUUGUAGAGAAGUCAUGUUAAUUUUGUAACAAAACUAGUGUUUAAAAAAAUCUAUGAUUAUGUAAGCUUUUAAAAAUUUGUUUGUUAUGAAUUGAUUAAAAGUGUAUAUUUGUUAUGAAUUGUUCGUUGUUACUUUUCGCCCAAUUGCUAUUUUCAAGCUUAUUCUUUUUAAAAAUUAAAGAAAUGUUAGUACUUUUAA